AUGACAUUGUCCAAUCAUACAAAUACAGAAUCAUCAAAUAACUCUUCUAGUAGAUCAAAGAGGAGUGAUGAAUCCCCAGUUCUUCAACUAUGCCGAGAGAUGAUGGCUGAUAUAUGUACUAUUGGAGAAUCUAUUAAAGUCUUUGAUGAUGAUGUAAAGUUUCUAACCGAGGCCAUUUGUGAUGAGUUUGGAAGAUACAAUUUUUUUGAUAAUAGUUUAAAGGAAACAUUCUUCUCUGUCGUUACAGAGCAGCCCCAUAAACAACCUGCCAUUGGUAUUUUAGUAAUAGUUAAUUNNGACUUCGUAAAAAAAAAAGAAGGUCGGGAGGGGAUAUUAAUUGUAAUAAUUUCUUUAUUGAAACUUCAAGAAAACAUCGAUGACUCGCUUGAUUCGAAUCAAAAGUCUGGGACAAAAGGUACCGGUUGCUGGAAUAUUAUCAAACUAAUAACAAGGUUUUUAGCCUUAAUAUCUUUUACUUUGGAUCCAAAGGAAAUAAUAUCCAUUUAUGAGGCGUUAUUCCAAAUUUCUAUCGAUCUGAAGGUAUCAUGCUACCCAGAGAGAAACCCAUUAUCUGAAGCCAUCUAUGUCAACUUACUGUUAAACAUUCCAUAUUUCUUCUAUUUUAAUCACUUUCGAGAGGAUCUUAUGAUGGAUAUUAUUCAACUAUUAACUUUCGUCGAAAAAAAUUUCAAAACCGAAACUCAAACUCAAACUCUUAAACUGUUGAAGGUAUUUUCAUAUCUUGGUGCCUUUGAAACGCUAUUGCUCGAUAUUACCCUUCAAAAUGUAGUAAACGCAUUGAAAGGUGGAUUGAGAGAGCUCGACGAUUUAUUUAUUAGCUUAGAUCAUCUUUUACCCAGUGAAAUAAAUAGAUUAGAUAAUUUUCCAAACUUGAAGUAUCCAUGUGCUAGUACCAUUUCAUCGAGUAAUUUCAUUCAAAAUAGGGGAUCAAUUGAUUAUAUGUGGAAAUUACCAAGAAUGCAUUUUAGGAUUUAUGUUCCAAAUGAUGAUAUUGACUUUGAAACGGUUGUUCCAAUUACUACGUAUGCAGGUCAAUUACUAAAUGAUAUUAUUAUUGACGUUGUAGAAAGCAUUGAAUAUAAUAGAAAAGAGGUCGCAAAACAAGUGCUUACUUUAGACAUAUUUUUCAAGAAAGGGAUCUUUACAGCUCCAGGGGAAGAUAUGAACAAAUUAAAGGAAGCGUAUGAGGAAGUUCCAUCAACAUCUACGUUUAAAAUUGAAGACUUAGUUAUCGAAACUAUAUUAAGUCUCGUGUUUAAACUUCCAGAUACACCACAACCACUGGUAUAUUAUUAUAGUUUAUUAGUUGAGAUUUGUCAAAUUUCUCCUAUUGCAAUUGCACCGGUCUUUGGAAGAGCUUUUCGUUAUUUUUACAAUAAUAUUGAAGGGUUAGAUGCUGAACUUCAAUUAAGAUACUUAGACUGGUUCACACUACAAAUCAGUAACUUUAACUUCGAUUGGAAGUGGAAUGAAUGGACUGACUACUUUUACAAAUACGAAAAAUCAUUUUAUAACCCCAAGGUGAAUUUUGUCAAAAAUCUAAUUAAGAAAGCUAUUCGGUCGACUUCCAAUACUACGAUCGUAGAAGCUAAAUUACCUGAGCUUUUCAAACCUUACGCAAAUGCGGGUCUUGUAUCAGAAAAAGAAUUACAUGAGUAUUAUCAAUCUUUUUUUUCUCACUUCAAAGUCGCCAUCAGCGAUAUUAAAGCUAAUGAUCUUUAUUUUCUUCAAGAAAACGUCCCUUUUGAAACUCAGGUACGUGAUAUUUUGAAAUAUAUGCAUAAACCCAAUAACCAAAGAGAUAUGGAUGAGCUUCAAGGUAUAUUGGACGAAAUCAGAACAAGAUAUCAAUCAAUGAUUCGAGAGAUGGACGAGUUUAUUGUCGUACUAUUAACCCAGUGCGUGACAUAUUCAGGGAAUAGAUCCUUAUCGCAUUCGAACAAGUACAUAAAUGAUCUGCAGCAAGAUUUACAUAUAGCCCUAAGCGAUCUAAAUUUGUCAACGUGUACAAAAGAGUUUAUUAUGAUUGAAUCCAUUUUACGUUUUUGGAAUAAUAAUUCUCAGACAGGUUUCUUGGUCGUUGAUGCCUUCAGAUAUAGUGGAUUGGUAAGCUCUAAAGCAGUAAUUGAUUUUGUAUUAAAGAGUUAUAAUGGUAAGAUCUAUGGACUGACAGAUGACACAGCAAUAGAAUGUAUUUUUAGGACAUUAACAAGAGGGCGUAUUACACGAGUCAACAAUUUUCUUGGGGCCCAGUAUGUUUUCCAAAAGCUAUACUCAGUUUUGUUCGAAACAGUUGAAGAGUAUGAAAAGAGAGGAUAUAUCAGCAUAGAGGUAUUGCCUACAUUUGAUUCAUCUUUGUACGUAGAUUCUUUUGAAAAAUGGAAUAUCAAGUGGAAAUAUAAUCAAACGAUGUUACUUAUGAAAAGUAUUAUCAGGAGAUAUGCAAGCAACUUGAGUAACGAUGCUAAGGUGAUCAAAAAACCUAUUCAAGACAGCAAUUUACAUGAGCACACUAAACAAGAAAUAUUACGAUGGUUAACUGAAAUUUCUAGAAACUGUUUCUGA
This is a messenger RNA of Naumovozyma dairenensis CBS 421, 2586 nucleotides long. RefSeq lists its product as uncharacterized. Lineage: Eukaryota; Fungi; Ascomycota; Saccharomycetes; Saccharomycetales; Saccharomycetaceae. Gene Ontology annotation, biological process: mRNA export from nucleus; nuclear-transcribed mRNA catabolic process, nonsense-mediated decay. The coding region runs from base 1 to 2586 and encodes 861 amino acids. Gene Ontology annotation, molecular function: mRNA binding; RNA cap binding. The record is from RefSeq and is a predicted model, not a curated record. The transcript has a single exon. Gene Ontology annotation, cellular component: nucleus; nuclear cap binding complex.